This is a messenger RNA of Hibiscus syriacus, 1102 nucleotides long. Its product is annotated as reticulon-like protein B3. NCBI's taxonomy places the organism in Eukaryota, Viridiplantae, Streptophyta, Magnoliopsida, Malvales, Malvaceae. The coding region runs from base 91 to 834 and encodes 247 amino acids. The record is from RefSeq and is a predicted model, not a curated record. The transcript is spliced from 6 exons.
GUUUGAAGAGGUAGAAGAGAACAGUAGAACAGUGGGUUUCCUUUUGGAUCUUCAAAACGCUAGGAAAGUAGAAAAUCGGUUGAAAAAAACAUGGCUGAGCACGAAGAGAAGCACGAGGAAUCGUUGUUGGAGAAGAUAUCGGACAAGAUCAAAGGUGAUUCAUCAUCAUCGUCUUCGGAUUCCGAUGACGACAAGCCAUCGGAAUCAUCUAUGAAAGCUAAAGUCUUCCGUCCCUUCGGAAGAGAAAAGCCCGUCCACCACGUUCUCGGUGGAGGCAAACAGGCUGAUAUUUUCCUGUGGAGGAACAAAAAGAUUUCGGCUGGCGCUCUAGGUGUUGCAACUGCUAUAUGGGUUUUGUUUGAAUUGCUAGAAUACCACCUUCUCACGUUAGUGUGUCACUUGUUGAUACUUGCUCUUGCACUACUCUUCUUGUGGUCAAAUGCUGCUACCUUCAUUCACAAAUCUCCACCGCGCAUUCCUGAAGUUCAAAUCCCCAAGGACCCAGUUUUAGAGCUUGCACAGGCACUUAGGUUUGAGAUUAACCGGACUUUUGCUGUCCUGCGGGAUAUUGCAUCUGGAAGAGAUCUUAAGAUGUUCCUCUCUGUGAUCGCUGGCUUAUGGGUCUUGUCUAUUGUGGGAAAUUGGUGCAACUUCUUGACACUGUUCUACAUAGUCUUUGCACUACUUCACACCGUGCCUGUGCUGUAUGAGAAGUAUGAAGACAAGGUGGAUCCAUUUGCUGAGACAGCAUGGCAUGAGAUCAAGAAGCAGUGUGCAGUUUUCGAUAAAAAAGUCCUGAGUAAAAUUCCCAAGGGGCCAUUGAAGAAAGAUUAGGUUACUGGUGAAAAUGUUGCUGUUGCUAGGUUUUGACAAACAACUGCUAGCUGUUUCUGUGAAGGUGGUGUCAAAUUUUAUCCAGUUUUUAAUUCUCGUCUUUACUACACACAUGGUAGGCUUUUAUAUGUCUAUAUAUGUGACAAUAUGUUAUGAUAUUGCAUGUUGUGGAUCAGUGUGUUGUACAUUGGGUUGAAGGUUAUCUCUACUUGUUAUGGAUAUCUUUCUGAAUGAUUCACUUUGCUUUCUGUUGGAGGCUUGAUGGAUU